Messenger RNA from Nerophis lumbriciformis (worm pipefish), 1821 nucleotides. The record is from RefSeq and is a predicted model, not a curated record. Lineage: Eukaryota; Metazoa; Chordata; Actinopteri; Syngnathiformes; Syngnathidae.
AUGGAUCGCAGGGUGUGGAUGUGCGUUAUCGUGGCGACUGCCGCGCUCUUGCUGGCAUCUCCGUGUCGGGCCCAUGACCCGGACAACGGCGAGGAACUGGACAUGGAUGUAGAGGACGACAUGGACCUUGACGCGGACCACGAGGAGCUGGAGCAAGAUGAGAACGGCGACGCAGCGGCACCUCCCCCGGCCCCGGCGCUCCCCAAAGUAACCUACAAGGCGCCGGAGCCCAUGGGAGAACACUUCUUCGCCGAGUCCUUUGAUCGAGGGACGCUGGACAGUUGGGUCCUAUCCAGCGCCAAGAAAGACGACACCGAUGAGGACAUAGCCAAGUAUGAUGGCAAGUGGGAGGUGGAGGAGAUGAAGGACAGCAAGCUUCCAGGCGACAAAGGCUUGGUCCUGAAAUCCCGAGCCAAACAUCACGCCAUCUCCGCCCCGCUGCUGCGACCGUUCGCCUUUGACACGUUGCCGCUCAUUGUUCAGUACGAGGUGAACUUCCAGGCCGGCAUCGACUGUGGCGGCGCUUACGUCAAAUUGCUCACGCAGACACCGGAACUCAACCUGGAUCAAUUUGUCGACAAGACUGCGUACACUAUCAUGUUCGGACCAGAUAAAUGCGGCGAGGACUACAAGCUGCACUUCAUCUUCAGACACAAAAACCCCAAGACGGGCGAAUACGAAGAGAAGCACGCCAAGAAGCCGGACGCUGAUCUACGCACGUACUACACCGACAAGAAGACUCACCUCUACACGCUAGUGGUGAACCCCGACAACACCUUUGAGAUGUUGGUGGACCAAACUGUGGUCAACAGCGGCAGCCUGCUCACAGACAUGACCCCUCCGGUCAACCCUCCCGCCGAGAUCGAGGACCCAGACGACCGCAAGCCCGAACAAUGGGACGAGAGGCCCAAGAUUGCGGACCCGGACGCCACCAAACCGGAAGACUGGGACGAAGACGCUCCCGCUCAGAUUCCCGAUGAGGACGCGGUCAAACCCGACGGCUGGCUGGAUGACGAGCCUGAAUAUAUCGGAGACCCUGACGCUGUCAAGCCCGAGGAUUGGGACGACGACAUGGACGGCGAGUGGGAGGCGCCUCAGAUCGCCAACCCGGCCUGCGAGGCGGCGCCCGGCUGUGGCGAAUGGAAGCGCCCCGUGGUGGACAACCCCAACUACAAGGGCAAGUGGAAGGCGCCCAUGAUAGACAACCCCGACUACCAGGGUGUGUGGAAACCCCGAAAGAUCGCCAACCCGGACUUCUUCGAGGACCUGCACCCGUUCAGGAUGAGCGCCUUCAGCGCCGUGGGACUGGAGCUGUGGUCCAUGACGUCCGACAUCUUCUUCGACAACUUCCUGGUCACCAACGACCGCAACGUGGCCGAGCGAUGGGCCAACGACGGCUGGGGACUGAAGAAGGCGGCCGAGGGCGCCGCCGAGCCCGGCUUGGCCGCUCAGAUGAUGAGCGCGGCGGAGGAGCGCCCUUGGCUUUGGCUGGUGUACGUGCUUACCGUGGCCCUGCCGCUCGUCCUCAUCGUCGUCUUCUGCUGCACUGGCAAGAAGAAGAGCGAGACCCCAGCAGCAGGGGACUACAAGAAAACGGACGAGGCUCAGCCUGAUGUCAAGGAGGAGGAGGAGGAGGAGGAAGAGGCGGAAGGCCAGGACGACAUCAGUCCAGGUCGCCCGGCGCCGCCCACACCGGAUGGCGGCGAGGAGGAGGAGGAGGAUGAAGAAGAAAAGGAUGCUGCGGCGGAGGCAGCUGAGGAGAAGUUGGAGGAUGACAUUCUGCGGCGAUCUCCCAGGAACAGGAAGGUCAGAAAGGACUGA